Diospyros lotus (date-plum) is the source of this 1259-nucleotide messenger RNA. RefSeq names its product putative RNA-binding protein involved in heterochromatin assembly. Bases 465 to 869 code for a protein of 134 amino acids. The transcript has 4 exons. The record is from RefSeq and is a predicted model, not a curated record. NCBI's taxonomy places the organism in Eukaryota, Viridiplantae, Streptophyta, Magnoliopsida, Ericales, Ebenaceae. Gene Ontology annotation, cellular component: cytoplasm. Gene Ontology annotation, molecular function: mRNA binding.
UCUUAUGUAGACAACAGAAGGUAUGUUCUUAAUAGUUAAAUACACAUGACCGGCCCCUUGCUUUAUAAGUGUUCGAGAUUAUACAUAAUCUUGCUCUUCUUUAUUUUUUUUGGGCUUUUAAAAAAGAGAUGUCUGUCUGUUUAUUUUUAAGAUAUACUGAAGAAGGAGGUUGUAUGAUUCCCUCAUUCAUCAUCUUCGUGAUGAGUAUUGAGUGGAGAAGCUGGUAGUGCUGUGUGCAGUGCAGCUGCCAAAGUAAAGAAUUUCAAAUAAUAAAUAGAAAAGAAAUAAACACAAAUCUCCACCUCAUCACCGAUCAAUUCCCGAGGCCCCAGCAGCCAGCAAUGCAUGCAUAUAUAUAAACGACGCCAUCCCACCACCACCACCACCACCACCACCCGCUCAUUACUUCCAUUCCUACCCAGCUGCUAGCUAGCUGUAUCUCCUCAUCAAGGAAAAUUAUUAAGAUGAGCAGGCCGGGAGAUUGGAAUUGCAGGUCCUGCCAGCACCUCAACUUCCAGCGGAGAGACUCGUGUCACCGCUGCGACGAGCCAAGAAUCGGCGGCGGGUCCUCCUCCUUUGGCUUCACCACCGGCCCUGACGUGAGGCCCGGCGACUGGUACUGCGCCGUCGGCAACUGUGGCACCCACAACUUCGCCAGCCGCUCCACCUGCUUCAAGUGCGGCGCCUUCAAGGACGACAACUCGUCUGGCGGCUUCAAUGGUGGCAGGAGCUUCGGCUUCGGCGGUGGCAGUCGAUCCGGGUGGAAGUCCGGCGACUGGAUUUGCAACAGGCCGGGCUGCAAGGAGCACAACUUUGCCAGCCGAAUGGAGUGUUUCAGAUGCGGGGCGCCAAGGGAGUACAGCUGCUAGCUAGCAUGUACGCUCCAUUUUUGCAUGCCAAAAUUAAGUUUUCAGAUACUGCAACUGGGGGAGAUCUGAUCAUCGAGGAAGUCCCAUCCCAUUUGAUGAUGAUAUGCUUGCUAGCUGCCCAUUUGGUCUUAAUUAGUUUCCCGCUAGCUAGAGCUGCCACCCUUCUUGUUUUUCGUUUUCUUCAUCUCUGUAUUCCUAUAUAUUGUAUUGAUCUCUCUUCCUGCCGAGAGCCUCUAAUUAAUUAUGGUUGAAAGCUCUUGUUUAGCUAGGAAGGGUUAGAUCCAUGGUUCAUUUUGUGGGCUUUAUUUAUUGAUAUUUAUCAUCAAAUGAUAUAUAUUGCCAUGUUGUCCUCCUCUUCUAUAUAUAUCUAAUUAAUCUAAGUGUGUGUCU